Molecule: messenger RNA, 558 nt
Organism: Oncorhynchus masou masou (cherry salmon)
Lineage: Eukaryota; Metazoa; Chordata; Actinopteri; Salmoniformes; Salmonidae
Product: interferon a3-like
Exons: 6
Coding region: 1-558 (185 amino acids)
Biological process (GO): defense response
Cellular component (GO): extracellular region
Molecular function (GO): cytokine receptor binding
Source: RefSeq, a predicted model, not a curated record
AUGAGUUCAAUCAGCCUUUGGAUGUGCUUGGUCCUGACGAUUUUCACCUGGCAUAAAACCAUCGGAUGCACUUGGAUGAAGACACCUCCUCGGUCUCCGAGCAUGUUCCAAGUGUUCAGCAACAACACCAUAACUAUACUUCAGAAAAUGGGUCAUAAAGUCUCUGGAGAACCUCACAUCACUUUCCCUGACAAGCAAUACAGAUUCGAUCAUUUAAAGGCUGACGAACAGAUUGCCUUCAUUUCGCAAACUCUGAAUACUGUAAAGAAAUUGUACAGCAGUGGUAAAUACGAGUCCACCUCCUCUAACCAGAAAACAUUUGACAAGUUUAUGAAUGAUCUCUAUCGCCAGACGUCGGAGCUGGACCAAUGCGUAAAGGCUAUGAAAACUAGACUAUCAAAAUCUGUUAAAAGAGUGAACAAAAAGAUGAGCCUUUACUUCAAAUUCCUUGUGAAUUAUUUGAAACUCGCGGAAUACAGUGCAAGCAGCUGGGAAGACAUAAGGUCAGUGGUGCUGGCACACUUACAAAGACUAGAUAUGACAUUAAGUAGCCAAUGA